Messenger RNA from Caenorhabditis remanei, 1044 nucleotides. RefSeq lists its product as uncharacterized. The record is from RefSeq and is a predicted model, not a curated record. Gene Ontology annotation, molecular function: protein binding. Bases 1 to 1044 code for a protein of 347 amino acids. NCBI's taxonomy places the organism in Eukaryota, Metazoa, Nematoda, Chromadorea, Rhabditida, Rhabditidae. The transcript has 3 exons.
AUGGAUGCCGUUCAAGUUUCGAAACCGCUUCGUAUUUUAAAACUUCCUUACGUUGCACUGAGAAAUAUAAUAAUGAAUUUGGAUCAACUGGAAGUACUCGAUUUCUCGUUCAUUUCGAAAAAAUGUCGAUCGAUCAUCAAAUCUACAAAGUUUGCGAACUUCACUGUUAAACUCAAUAUGCAAACAGCUCAAUGUCCUUUCGCUUUCAUUCGAGAAAGGAAGACAAUAUGCGAAUUCUCUACGGAAAUCUUGAAAACCCGAAAUAGAUACAUGAACGGAGGAAGAAUUGCCUUGAGUCAAUAUUCAAAUGAUGGAGAAGGGAUUUGCAUUGAGUGUGCUAAAAUAUGGGGAGAUUAUAUAUGUGAUAUAUUCCGAAUUGAUAUUGAUACUCUUGAUUUGGAACCAAAUCAAUCUGUAGAGAAAAUGAUAUCGAUCGCAGAGUGGCUGAACAAACGUCAGUCUAGUUUGAGGUGCUGUUACUUUUAUGGAACUGAAACCAAUAGUGAUAGUCUUGAUCGCUUUUUCGAAACAGCUGAUUUUUCGAUACAAAAGUUGGUUCUCCUACUGAAUCAGACUUAUAAAAUAAGCCCUUUGAGUCCCAAGAUUUUGAAUGUUAAUUGUUUGUGGGCGAGCAGUAAAAACUGGCGGCAUCUUAUUGAUUGGAUUACUGUAGAACAUAUACUGGCUUCCAACUGUGUGACUUUAUGGAUAGAAGCGAGCUCAUUUCAUGAAAAUGAUCUAAACCGAUUCAUAAAAGGAUGGUUGAAUGGAAACAACCCAACCAUGGAGUUUUUCCAUGUGAUCGUUAAACGACUUGAUCCUGAUCUUCUCUUCGACGGAAUUAGAUAUGAAGAGAAGGAUAAUUCUCUGAUAAGAAACUACGAUUGUAAAGCCGUUGGUGUUCAAUACGAAUUCAAAGGAGGAUUUGACAUACGCCGGAGUGAUGGCAGAGUUGCGACACUUCAGCAAAAAACUCAUCUACAAAAUCCAUGUCAAAUCUAUCAUUUUGCGAUGAUUGUCUGGCCUAAUGUUAUAUCUAUGUAA